Messenger RNA from Dermochelys coriacea (leatherback sea turtle), 4012 nucleotides. It is a transcript of the gene TPH1, whose product is annotated as tryptophan hydroxylase 1. The record is from RefSeq and is a predicted model, not a curated record. Gene Ontology annotation, molecular function: iron ion binding; tryptophan 5-monooxygenase activity. NCBI's taxonomy places the organism in Eukaryota, Metazoa, Chordata, Testudines, Dermochelyidae. The transcript has 11 exons. Gene Ontology annotation, cellular component: neuron projection. Bases 229 to 1674 code for a protein of 481 amino acids. Gene Ontology annotation, biological process: aromatic amino acid metabolic process; serotonin biosynthetic process.
GUGGGCCCUGCGGGGGGGGGGUCCGGGGGGGGGGCUGGCGGUCCGUGACUGGAGUGGCCGUGACGCGCCCUUUUUUCCAUUUGCUUUGGCAGGAGAUUAGGAAAGGCUCUUCCUGCCCCCCCCCCGCCGCCGCCGCCUCCUUCGCCCCCCAUAAAUAGCCCGGGAGCCGCGGACGGACACAGAUCUAGGAUCCCGAGCUGCACGCCCCGGAGUCGCUCCUCCCGCACCAUGUUCUCCAGCCGAACGGAGGGAGCCCGCAGGGGACGGUCCUUCGACUCCAUGAACUCCAGCUUCGAGGAGAACCAGCUGAAUAACGAGUUAAAUAAGUCGAAUUACACAAUGGUUGAAGACAAUAAAGAGAACAAAGACAAUUCAGCUGAAAGAGGUAGAGCGGCUGUUAUUUUUUCCUUAAAGAAUGAAGUUGGAGGACUUGUAAAAGCACUAAAACUCUUUCAGGAGAAACAUGUGAAUCUGAUGCACAUCGAGUCCCGAAAGUCAAGGCGAAGAAAUUCAGAGUUUGAGAUCUAUGUGGACUGUGAUAGUAACAUGGAACAACUGAAUGAGAUCUUCCACCUGCUAAAAUCCCAUGUCAAUAUUGUAUCCGUGAACCCCACAGAUAAUGUCACUGUGCAGGAGGAUGACAUGGAGAAUACCCCCUGGUUUCCUAAGAAGAUCUCAGAUUUGGAUAAAUGUGCAAACCGUGUUCUGAUGUAUGGGUCUGAAUUGGAUGCCGACCAUCCAGGUUUCAAAGACAAUGUCUAUCGUAAGAGGCGAAAAUAUUUUGCAGACCUAGCUAUGAACUACAAACACGGUGAGCCAAUCCCCAAGAUUGAAUUCACUGAGGAGGAGAUCAAGACUUGGGGCACUGUAUUCAGAGAGCUCAACAAACUCUACCCAACUCAUGCCUGCAGAGAGUACCUUAAAAACUUACCCUUACUCACGAAAUACUGUGGGUACCGAGAAGACAAUAUCCCCCAGCUGGAAGAUGUAUCGCACUUCCUGAAAGAGCGCACAGGUUUCACCAUCCGUCCAGUUGCCGGAUAUUUGUCACCCAGAGAUUUCUUGGCAGGCUUAGCAUUCAGAGUUUUUCACUGCACUCAGUAUGUUAGGCACAGCUCGGACCCUCUCUACACCCCAGAGCCUGAUACCUGUCAUGAACUGCUGGGUCAUGUCCCACUCUUGGCUGAACCCAGUUUUGCUCAGUUCUCCCAGGAAAUUGGCCUGGCAUCGCUUGGGGCAUCAGAUGAGGCUGUUCAAAAACUGGCAACAUGCUACUUCUUCACCGUGGAGUUUGGUUUGUGUAAGCAAGAGGGACAGCUAAGAGUCUAUGGGGCUGGUUUACUUUCUUCAAUCAGUGAGCUCAAGCAUGCUCUCUCUGGCAAUGCCAAAGUCAAGCCCUUUGAUCCUAAGUUGACCUGCAAGCAAGAAUGCAUCAUCACAACUUUCCAGGAAGUCUACUUUGUUUCUGAAAGUUUUGAAGAAGCAAAGGAAAAGAUGAGAGAGUUUGCAAAAACAAUCAAGCGCCCGUUUGGGGUAAAGUACAACCCAUAUACGCAAAGUGUGCAGAUCCUGAAAGACACCAAGAGCAUUGCAAGUGUGGUGAAUGAGCUGCGUCAUGAACUGGACAUUGUCAGCGAUGCCCUCAACAAGAUGGGCAAGCAGCUGGGCAUCUAACUCAGCCAAUCCUCAGCACUUGCACUCAGCAGCUCUGGGUUUUUUUGUCCUGUUCUAGGCAUGAAGAUACCUGUUAGGUGCUAUAUAUAGAAACCUCCUCUCUAAUAACAGAAGAAUGAAUGACUAGUUGGGAUAGUUACUUUAACUUGCAUGUUUCUCUACUUAACACCCUUUGCCCUUACAAAAUGUUUACGUGACCCCUCCAAUCCCCCCCACUCCAUAAACCAAUCAGGAAAGAAAUGGGCUGUAUUCAUCCUUGAGAAGCUGGUGUAUAAAUACAGAAAUCACCAUAUUGGAUCAGAACAGAGAUCUGUCUAGUCCAAUAUCCUGUUUGUGACAGUGGCUAGGGCAGGCUACUUCAGAAAAAGGUGCAGGAAACCCUGUGGUAGACAGCUAUGUUCAUCAGGAGAAAGUUGCAGUGGUACAGGCCUUCCCCCCCAGAAGGGGAUCUGUACUGAUUUGGGAAACGAUGUGAAUGGGAGAUGUACUGAUUCUGAACAUCCCCAUUGGGUGGCAGCCUCUGUUUGCAACAUAAAGCUGCUGAAUGAAAUCCUGACUCCACUGAAGUCAAUGGGAAUUUUGCUAUUGACUUUAAUGGGGCCAGGAUUUUACCUGUUGUCCCGGGAGUAGCAUUUGAGGGAGGCCAGUAUUGGUAACACCACCUGCCCUCUGCCUUGGGGAAUGAAUCCCACUAAGAUCACGGCAAGCCAUGCUGGUGCAGGGAGCUAUAGUUUACACCUCUCUAAUUCAGCUGGGAAGAAUGUAGACCUAUGUCUAAAAGCAUUUUGAAAUGGCAUUUCAGUAUCCACAAUAGCCUUACAAAGGUGAUGGAGCCCAGUUCUUAAAUAGCCACUGUCUAGUAUCAGUUUAUAGGGAAAACAAAAGUCCCUCUGAUUACUCAUACGCAUCAUUGACCUUUCAAGAUGCAUUGUGAUAUAUCCCAAUUCUCUUCUGUAGGGCCUGAUCCUGAGGGGCACUGAGCACCUUGAAUAUCCAUUGAGGCCAAUGGGAAUUGAGGGAUAUGUUUUUGGCAGGAUGAGGCCCUAAAUCUUUGUAGCUCAUAGGUGUGUUCAAAGAUCCUGUAAUGAAAAAGAAAUCUGUUAUCCUCUAAAUAGAAUUCCGCUGAUGUGGGAAGCAAAGUCAUGUGGAACUGGCAACAUGAAGCAGUAGUGAACUCUCCCGUUUUGUAACUGUUCAAGCAUUGUGGAUGUUUGCACUUAGUCACCCAGGGAUAGUUUCUGCUCACUCUUAGAAGCUGCUCACUCUUAGAAAUUAAUGUCUAUAGAUUAAAUAAAUACAUUAAAAGGAUAUUAUCAAUUUUAGUAGGAAAUCUGUGAAAGGCAGGCAGACUUUUUAGCAUGCUAAGAAUUGAACCUUCACUACUCCAGGUGAUAGGAGAAUGUAGCUGUAAAUAUCUGUAUAUUCACUGGAAUAAUGGGAUAAAAUCAUGGCCAUAUUGAAGUCAAUGGCAAAACUCCCAUUGAUUUGAAUAUAGCUAGGAUUUCAUCCCUGGAUUCCUAAAAACAGGGUGUAAGUGAGACUUAAAUAUUGCAAAUGUUCAUGCUCACCCUCUGCAUAGCGGUAAAUUUUACCCCAAUAGACCAUAUAGGCCACAUACAUAAUGAACAUCUUAAAAUAUGCUAUAUUAAGAGAGACCUAAUUUAAAAUAUUUUUUUCCUUUUAAAAUCAAAUCUGGAUGACUUUUUUUUUAAACAUUUAGAAAGUCAGACCAUAUUUUUGAUAAAAAUUCAUUUGACUUCUUAAAUUACACUUCAAAAUAACCUUUGGGAACCUCAUGUUUUUAGAGAAGAAUCUAUUCAGUUUAAACAAGUGAUAAGUGUGGAUCUGUUUUGUCUGCUUAUGUAGUAAUGGUUAGUGUUAAUAUAUUAUUUGCAAAAAGUAUUGGAUUUUUAUAUUUUCAAAUUAUAAUCAGAAGAUUGUAAUAAGUGUUAUUUCAAAUCUUAAAUCUGUAUUAUGUACAAAUUUCAAUAGGAAACAUUGGACCUAUUAAAUUUCUGCUAGUACCUAGAUUUAAUAAUUCUAGUGUUUUGUGAUGGGGAAAUUCUAUCUGUAUUAAAUGAUGCAAAGAUAGGAAAAUGCUAAGUUAACAUGUUUCAAGUGAUGUCUUUUCAGGUUAUAACCACAUUUGUAUUUGGUUUUACCAUGUCCAAACCUGCUGGCUAUGUAAAACAGUAAUAUAAAUGUAAGUUUUUAAAAAAUAUUGUGGAUACUUUAAAUGAUUAAAAAUUGAUGAAUUGUUAGCAUGAAAAUCAAUGUAAAAACAAAAAUCCCUAACUCUACAGCCAAGCAAUAAACAUGACUACUUGUGAUUUAUGGA